Echinococcus granulosus is the source of this 2784-nucleotide messenger RNA. RefSeq names its product Death-associated protein kinase. NCBI's taxonomy places the organism in Eukaryota, Metazoa, Platyhelminthes, Cestoda, Cyclophyllidea, Taeniidae. Gene Ontology annotation, cellular component: nucleus. The coding region runs from base 1 to 2784 and encodes 927 amino acids. The transcript is spliced from 14 exons. The record is from RefSeq and is a predicted model, not a curated record. Gene Ontology annotation, biological process: positive regulation of transcription by RNA polymerase II; signal transduction. Gene Ontology annotation, molecular function: transcription cis-regulatory region binding; protein binding.
AUGGCGGCAAGUUUAGAUUCGGUCGCUCGCUUACGAGAAAAAGGAGAAUUGGCAGAACUUUUGACUAAAAACGAGGGCACUAAUUUCCUCUACGACCGUGACAAACUCGACCAAACACCGCUGUUCUUUGCCAUUCUCGCCAGCUCCGUUGAAACUGCACGUUUCUUCCUCGAGGCUGGAGCCUCGUUCGACGUCGCAGAUGCUAUGGAAGAAUCCGCAUUACACGUUGCAUGUAGGCUGAAUAACCUCAGAAGCGUAAUAGCACUUUCUGCGGCUGGCGUCAAUCCAAACACAGUUUCUGGUAAGGGUGACACAGCACUUCAUUUGGCCGUUCAAAAUGGUUCCCACGAAAUCGUCCGUGUGUUACUUGGAAGAGGAACGAAUCCUAAUAUUUCCGACAAGAAUGGCAAUCUGCCUCUGCACAUCGCGUGUGCUAAUGGGGAUCUAGCCAUUACCCACCUAUUAUGUGAAAGUGGAUCACGAGUCAAUGCCCAUAAUCACGAUCAGCUCAGUCCGUUACAUUUGGCUGCCAAAUCUGGUAACCUAGAACUAGUUCGAGGGCUUUUAUUUUAUGGAGCUGAUUCCGCGUCUCCCAAUGGAGAGCGCCUGAUGAAGUUUCGCGAGAACUUCGAGCCACUUGUAAAAAAACCGCGUAUCAAAUUGAAACUUUUCGGUUCCUCUUUGUCGGGUAAAACAUCGCUUUCCGCAUCUCUGCGCUCCGGGGUUGUAACGGGCUAUUUGAAACGCAAAAUGAGGACCAUCAGCCAUAUUGCUGAGUGGCUUUCGGGAGGUGAAACCAACGCCAAAUACAUCAACAUCUCCAAGCGAAAAACAAAAAUGUUUUACGCCGACCAUGAUAACUAUACGCGGGGCAUUGAUGUUAAAAACACACCAGAAUUCAGCAUAUGGGAAUUUUCCGGUUACAAGCCGUACUACUUUCUUUAUUACUUCUUCAUUGGCAAUACGAGUUGCAUCCAUGCCGUCGUCUACAGUCUUAAAGAUCCACCUUCCGUCCAGCGAGAGAAAGUUUCUUUUUGGCUUACCUUCAUUCACAGUCGUCUAUCGGCGCAAGAGGACGGUAUAUUGCAGUCAAAGGCAAAAAUUGUCCUGGUGGCGACCCACGCAGAUGAGGUCGAGUGCGCACGGGAUGGAGAAGGCUAUCUUUAUCAUGUUGGGGCCGCCAGACUCCUUCAGGAUUUUCGUAGGCAGUUUAAGUACAAAUUAGCUAUUCAACCAGAUCUGCAUGUGUUGGAUGCCAAUUCACCAAACACCGUGGAGAUGAAGUUUUUCAAGCACCGACUCCUUAAGCUCAGGGAUCAAGUCGUUUUGGAAAUACCAACAGUUCCCAGCAUUGCUGAAGUCAUUUCCAAUCGUCUGGAAGAGUGGAACCGGGCACAUUAUGUCUCCAUUAAAUACUGGCCCCAAUUCAUUCACCUAAUCCAAACCCGUAUCAAUCCUCUAUGCACAGAGGCCAUUCUGCGGGAAACUGUUCAAUAUCUCCAGUAUACAGGUGAUCUGAUCGUGCUGGAGACAGAAGACGAGAACGACUUGAUAAUCCUGAAUCCCUCGUGGAUCCUCACGGAGGCCGUAGGCAGUCUUUUCUCACAGGACAGCAUCAGUCAUGCCCGCGUAACGGGCAGUUUCACCACCGACGACCUCCACUUCCUCAUUACCGAAAGUGAUGUUGACAUGGUAGUCGAGGUACUGACUGCCCUUGAGUGCUGCACCGUCUGUCCAAACGUCAAGGACGGCGACGACGGCGUCGGUGAUGAUGAUAGUCUUCUUCAGUCAGAGGAACGGAAACAAUCAAUCCAUUCAUUUUUCGAGGACGCCGUGGCAGGAACCACUCUGGAAACGUCUCAAGCUGAGGAGCUGCAGCUGGAGAUCCCGCGGUUAAAUCUGAUCCAACCCUCGGAUUUAACAGAAGUCUGGGGAAGUGGAGAGGGAAUGCUAAGGACCGGGGUGCAGUUCAGAGCAUCGGGAGCACAGCUCAUUCACCUCUUUCCACGCAUUCAGUGUCGUUUGCGGAGGGCUGUGACUAAGAUUUCUGCGCGGGAAGGUCUAAAGAGUCCGGAGCUUGUUCAGUGGCUUCAUGGGAGUAGACUUACCUUCAACAAAGCCCUUGUCAAUAUUUGUCUUGUCUGUGAGGAAGCGGAAGGGGCAAUCGAAGUGAAACUCGAAACGCACAGCUCGUUGACACUUUUAGCGUUCAGCUGUUUCCACGAUACCAUCAUUCUCGUUCGUGCAGCCCUAGAUGAGAUUGUCCCUCAACUCUCAGUAUCCAAUUGCCUCCUCAUCUUUAAAAGCACCGCCUCCAGAAUCUGCAAAGAAGUGGUUUCCCAACCGACAAUCUUCCACCUCCUCUCCAACGAUUCAGGGACUCUUACUCUGCUCGAAGGAACUCUUUUCCUUCAAAAGCCCCAACUCCGGUCCUGUUGCUGGUUCGGAGACCGUAUUCCAGCAUCGUGGAUCCGCGAUGAGGUGCUUCUUGGAGUGUGCUCAGAGUUGGGCAAAGACGACGAUUUUUCGGAGGCUCAACUGAGGGACUUAAGUUGUCAUCUCAGUAAUGAUCCACAGACUGUGUGGGUGGAGCUAGGUUCUUAUGACAGUCGGUUAAAUCGACUACUACAGCUGCUGGUGGAUUGGCGUGAUUGUUCAGGCGAUGGCACGGUCGGUCGACUGAUCUCCUCUCUCGAAGCCGUCGGACUGACGGCGAUUGUGGCACCGUUACAGGAGAGCCUGCCAGUCUUUGUGAUGAAGGAACCAGAUGAAAGUGGCUACUAA